Nyctereutes procyonoides (raccoon dog) is the source of this 1532-nucleotide messenger RNA. RefSeq names its product 60S ribosomal protein L29-like. The transcript is spliced from 2 exons. Bases 1 to 579 code for a protein of 192 amino acids. The record is from RefSeq and is a predicted model, not a curated record. Gene Ontology annotation, cellular component: cytosolic large ribosomal subunit; ribosome. Gene Ontology annotation, molecular function: structural constituent of ribosome. Lineage: Eukaryota; Metazoa; Chordata; Mammalia; Carnivora; Canidae. Gene Ontology annotation, biological process: cytoplasmic translation.
AUGGCUAAAAUCAUUACAAAAAAAAAAAAAAAGAAUGGAAAGAAAGCUCAGUCACAAAGAUACAAAUCUCUUAAUGGGGCAGACCCCAAGUUCCUGAGGAACAUGCGCUUUGCCAAGAAGCACAACAAGAAGGGCCUGGAGAAGAUGCAGGCCCACAGUACCAAAGCCAUGACUGCACGUGCCGAGGCUAAGGCUCUUGUGAAGUCCAAGGAGAUUAAGCCCAAGAUCCCAACGGGCGGCAGCCCCAAGCUCAAUCGACUAGCCUACACCGCUCACCCCAAGCUUGGGGAACGUGCUCAUGCCCGCAUUGCCAAAGGUCUGAGGCUCUGCUGGCCAAAGGCUCAGGGCAAGGCUCAAACCAAGGCCCAGGCUGCAGCUGCGACCCCAGCUCCGGCCCCUGCUCUUUCCUCUGCAGCGCAGGCUCCCAAAGGUCCCAGGCCCCCACCGAGACUACAGUGCUGGGCUUCCAUGUGCACGGGCCUGGUGUCCUCCUGUGCUGUUUGUACAAAUAAACCUGCGGCAGUUAUCUGUCAAAAAAAAAAAAAAAAAGAAAAGAAAAAAGAAAAAAAAAAGACCUAACCCAAACUGGCAGGGCCGCAGGAUGACGACGCACACAGAGCGGCGGCGACCACGCGCCGGGACACGGUCCUCUGGGAGAGAGGCUUGAAGAAGAAAAGGCUCAGGAACCAGGAAGCUGCACACACUUUCCAGCCAAGACACUGCACUUCAGGGGGACAGGACGAGACAAGAAUCUCCAUGGAAACGAGAUCAAGACGCCCAGGGCCCUGCUGUUCGGGGCAGCGGGAGAGGAGGGAGCCGCCCCAGGGCCGAGCACCAGGGAGGGAGUCAAGGUGCCUCCUGGGCAGCCUCAUCACUGACUUCAAUGCGGAGGAGACGGGGAUGGGCCUCUGGGAUUCAGAUCGGCUGCCUACACCGCGUGUGCCCCACGGCAACUUCACACUUACGGGCUUGGGGGGAAUAAAGAGAAAGACAAACGGGAACUGGUGCUGGGGACCUGCUCGGGGUUCCCGGGCAGGGAGAGCCUGGCUCAGAGGAAGCCGCACAGGUGGACCAGGAUCUCCGGGUGUGGCACCUCGUGUAAUUCCACGGGGGGAUUCCAGGGUGUAAACACGUGCAUUAUGCACCUGUCCCGAAACCAAACAGGAACCAGCCUGGCCCCCAGCUCCCGGGGCUGCCUCCCAGGGACCGUCCACCGCCGCCCCGACUGGCCUGGAGGCCCUCCCUCUCGGAGGCCUGGCCCCGCUGGCACGGGAACGGGUCCCGCUCAUCCCCAGGCGGGUGGCACAGGCACCUAGGCUUCCGGGCAGGAGGGCCUGCCGAGCCGGGGGCCCUUUGGGACGUGGGGUCUUCUCUCUGGUGUCUCUGCUACAGGACGUAACACAAGCCGCAAGUGCGAGCCACAGCUAUAACUUUAGGUUUCCUACUUGCCACAUUUUUUUUAAGCAAUUUUUUUAUUAUUAUUUUUUUUAUUUAUGAUAGUCACAGAGAGAGAGAGAGAGAGAGGCAGAGAC